Messenger RNA from Schistocerca nitens (vagrant locust), 8491 nucleotides. RefSeq names its product cholinesterase 1-like. The coding region runs from base 169 to 1923 and encodes 584 amino acids. The record is from RefSeq and is a predicted model, not a curated record. Lineage: Eukaryota; Metazoa; Arthropoda; Insecta; Orthoptera; Acrididae. The transcript is spliced from 12 exons.
GUGGACACCGGCGCCCCGGAUAGCAAGGAGAAGAGGUCGGGCGAGAGUCCGCGCUUGCAAGGUCCGCCGGCGUGGGAUGGUAGGCCGCUGGUAGCUGCCGCUGGCAACGGACGCCGAGGGCCCACCUCGACAACGCUAAGUGCCGCACGCGAGCCCACGCCACCAGCCAUGGCCCCGCUCGCUAUCUGCUUGGUGUGGGCGUGCCUGCUGACGGCCGCCCCCGCCGCCUCCGAGGUGUGGGUGCGCCUCCCCGACGGCAGCCGGCUGCUCGGCGCCGCCUCCUCCACCGCCAGGACGGGGCGGCCGGUCUACGAGUUCCGCGGCGUGCGCUACGCCUCCGCGCCCUCCAGCGAGCGCUUCAAGCACUCGCAGCCGGUGGGUCCCCUGGGCGUCUACAACGCGACGCAGUUCGCACCACCCUGCCCGCCGGCCUUCAGCUGGUCCAACGACUGGUUCACCGACCCCGACCCGGAAGUUCUCGCCAACCUGCGGCAGCCCGCAGAGGACGAGGACCAAGAGGACUGCCUCUUCCUCAACGUCUUCACGCCCACGCUGGACCCCGGGGCGCGGAUGGCGGUGCUGGUGCACAUCCACGGCGGCUCCUACAUCGCGGGGUCGCCGCUGCUGGCGCGCCCCGGCUUCAUGUUGGAGCACGACCUGCUGCUCGUCACCGUCCAGUACCGCCUCUUCGUGCCAGGCUUCCUGUACGUGGGCACGGACGACGCGCCGGGCAACAUGGGCCUGCUGGACAUGACGACGGCGCUCAGCUGGGUGCAGCAGAACAUCGCCAGCUUCGGCGGCGACCCCGGCCGCGUCACCAUCUCCGGGGGCAGCGCGGGGGCGGCCGCCGUCGAACUGCUCGCCUACAGCCCUAUCGCCUCGCAGCUGUUCCACCAAGUGCUGCCGAUGAGCGGGUCGGCGCACGCGGCGUGGGCCAUGGAGAAGCCCGAGGACGCCAUCAGGGCGGCGAAGAACAUCGCGCGCCUCGCGGGCUGCAACUCGACCAGACCCGAGGAGAUGGUCGGCUGUCUGCGCUCCGUCCCCAUCGCAAAUCUCUCCGAUAUUUACAUGGAACACGCAAUGUCGUUCUGGGACAACGACGUGGACACGCUGGUGGGCGUGACGCCGGUGGUGCAGGACAGGCGGCUGCGCUCUCCCGCCGUGCUGCCUGCCUCGCCGCGGGAGCUGUGCGCGCCCAGGAGCGCCUACCGAGGGCGGCCCAUGAUGGUCGGCGUCACCAAGCACGACGGGCACUUCUUCGUGGGCCAUGGCCUUCACGUAUGGAUGAACUCAAAUGUGACGGAGAGAGAGCGGCUAUACCGGAUGCAGUCCUUCCUAAUGGAGAGCCUGAAAACCGAGUACGACCCGGUGAUCGCGGACGCCCUGUACGAGAAGUACUUGAAUGGAUAUAACAGGACCGAGGACAUAUUCAUCGCCCUGACGGACUUCAUCGGUGCGGCUAAGUUUAAAGGUCCCAUGAUAAAGUCAGCCAACUGCAACACAAACCACGGUGGAAGGACGUAUGUGUACACGCUAAAUCAUGUGGGCCGUUUCCCCAAUCAAGCUGUCGAACAUGGUAUGGAUGUGCUGUACCUUUCACCGAGAUCGGACUUCAGACUGUCUGAAGAAGACGAAAAAGUUUCGAGGAGGCUCGUUCAUCUGCACGCGAACUUCAUCAUGUAUGGGGACCCGACGCCGAACACGAGCCGGGUGGACGGCGUGCCGAAGUGGCCGCCGUACGAACCGCGGGGCGGUCCCUACCUGCGCGUCGACUGGCCGUUCCGCGUGCAGCGCGACUUCGAGGCGCGCGAGUUCAACGUGACGCGCGCCGAGGGCAUCGGCAGGUCCGGCAGCCGCCGCGCCGGCGCCACCGUCGCCGUGCUCCUGCUGUGCGGGGCGCUGCGGCAGCUCCUCUCGCGGUGACCGACGCACUGCAGCCAAUGGGGCGGCUGUGCUGCCCGCCACCGUACGCAAGUCUCGCAGUGUCUGGAGAUGGAGAUCCACAGCAGCGAGUGACGUGAAGGCUCAGUCAGCAGUGGCGUCGUGAGCUACAGUUAACGCCAGAGAGCUCAGUACUAAACUGGAGAGACUACUCCACGGGGAGAUAUGCCAUUACGCACGACGUCGACGUGGGAUUGCAUCCUUCCACACCUACGAAACCUAGAUCCUACCUAUGCCAAUGUUGCACAGAUGUCCACUCCACCAAAGCUAUGUCACUCCAUCCAAAUCAUUAAACACGACAGACUCCACCUCACUUUCCUCAUCCCUUUACCUUCUCCGUGAGUCCAUUUACCAUCUCACUGAAUUCCCACUAUCCUCACAUUGAACACUGACUACUACUAUCUGCAAACUUGACUCUAACAACUGUACUGAGUAGCCUAUAUUUUCCAAUCCCAAUACGCUGCCACUCCCGUACCAAAAAUUUCAGUCAACUACCUCUCCUAGAGAAUGACCGAGUGAGAUAGCGCAGCGAUAAAACACUGGACUCGUAUGCGGGGGAACGGCAGUUUGUUUCCUCAUCUAACAUCCAGAUUUAGGUUUUGCAUGACUUCCCUAAAGCACUUAAAGUGAAAGUCAGGGUGGUUUCUUUGACAGGGCAGUGCUGAUAUCCUUAGUCUGAGCUUGCGUUCCACCUCUAAUUACCUCAUUCUUGACAGGACUUCAAGUCAUAAUCUCUUCCCAGAAAAUGAAACUCACUCCAGUAAUUAUCCAUCCUACUAACUAAAACUCUUUCCUUCCUACAGCAUACACCCACCUCUUCUGCCCCCCCCCCCUCUUCCUCCCAGGUGUGGCUUCCCCUUUCCCCUUCGCUCUCCAUCUUCCCUAUCCCUUCCUGCUCAUACUAUGGCACUGUCCACACGCCAACUCGUACUCCCUUUCUGUCUCCCCACCAUCCACUCCAACACCUAUUCACAUCUCUGUCCACCUGAUCCCUCUGCUUAUACCCAUAUCUUAAAAAACAUUUCUCCAGAGCAGCUCCUUCAUUUUUAGUGAAAGCACAGUGCUUCUUUUUAAGAUCAGCAGCAGUCUGCCAAGUCUUUAAAUAUCUUUUCAUUGUAUCUCAUAGUUUUUUAAUAUAAAGCAAAAAUUGGGAAAGUUUACAGUGAAAUUCAUGCAUGAACCACUAUCCAAAUUCUUCUUUAAUUAAUUUUAAAAACAUUUGUAAAUAUUUCACCUGUGUAUUAUACUGUUUCUUCUUUAUAUGUUUUUAAACUUUUUGGUUGGAGAGAGGCAUGGUGGCAGUGAAUUUGAUAACAAUAAGCCAAAAAGCCAUGACUUCACAACUGUCAAGAUGGGUCUAGACAAGUUGUUGAAUUCUGUUGACAGACGCGAGAAAUGCAAUAACUAUUUACUGAUACUAUGCAACAAUGUCCCUGUUUAAUUUCUAGUUCACUGUUAAUAUUGAUUUGUAUCUGCCAGUUCUCCUCUGCAAGAUCAGUUUCACAACUGUUAUGUUCCAUUGUCAGAUGUAAUUUUCAUUAUAUUGCUGAAGAUUUACUGUAAUCACCUCCUCAGAAAUCUUACUUCUGUACAAAAGAGGUUAGCUUCCACUUUACAUAUCAGAGUCACGAGACAGCAUAUCAAUACCAAAUGGGGGAAGCAGUAACAUCAUAACUUUUUCAUAUGAUUAUUUCACCAAAUGAUUUGUGAAGAUUCAGUAAAUCAUUUUAAUGUGGCCACUUUUGGAUCCUGAUAGUCUUUUCUGAUGGAAACAUUUCUCUCCCUAUGCCUACAAAAAAUAUCUUUAUAUGUCAUUAGGCAACAUAACUACUCAAUCAUUCCUUAUUUUCCAGUGCCUACUUUAUACGUAAUCCUAAAUAAUCAACCUAAAUAAUAAAUCAAACUAGUUGCAAACAAUGAAAAAUGCUUUGAUGUUAAUACAAUAACAGAUCCAAAGGUCUUAGGUUCAAUCCUCAGUCAUUCCUACAAUUUUUACUCAUAACAUAUCAGUUCCUUCAUCUUUGGCAGUAUUUUUUAAUGCAAAAAAUGCCUAGUUGUAGUGUCAUUUGGAGACCAUGUUAAGCUGUAGAUCCCUCUGUAACUGGUUGGGUCAAUCUGUUCAAAGGUCAGAGGCAGAUAAUGGUGCAUAACCACCAGUAGGAACAUGCCUAAUAAAGUACUGUGGUUUUAAAACCACGCUUUGGUUGAUAAGAGCUGGGGACAGGUUGAGAAGGACAAAGGAGGGGAUGGACAGUGUGAGGCAGAGGACGAAAUGGACAAACAAAAGGAGGGAGGGCUGGGGAGAUGUAUUAGGAAGGUGUAAGGUGUAGAUGGGUAGUGAGCAGGUGGAAAAGGAAGUGGAGGAGAGGUGCUGAUGGAAAGAGAGAGGGACAGAAGGAUAUGAUCAGAGGGAGGGAGGAGAAAGAUAUGGUCAGAGAGGGAGAGGGAGAGGGAGAUGGGGAGAGAGAGAGAGAGAGAGAAUGUAGGAAAUAGACAAAGAGAGAGAGAGAGAGAGAGAGAGAGAGAGAGAGAGAGAGAGAAAGAAACACAUUUUCUUCCUGUUUCUCUGUCUUUUUUUUUCCAUUGCAAUACAUAACUAAUUACAACUUUGUGUCAAACAUUGGCAAAUGUACGAGUAAUUACCUAGUCUGACUGAUUUUCUUUUGCAAAUGGUCAACAAAACUGAAUAAACUAGCUGCAUCAUCAUAUUUCAGCAGCUAUAAAUUAACUGUUGGUUAUUGUACGUAAGUAGUUCUAUUUUACAAAAUGAUCAUUACAAAUGAUGUCAUAUGUAUUUUGAUGGUCUCCAGUAUUCCCUGAGUACAGCAUGAAAAUGGUUUUUUAAUUCUUGGUGCAAAUGAGGAUUUCUAAAAAUAUUUUACAUUUCAUAGUAGCAUUAUUUGUUUUUCUCAAAGAUAAUUUUCUUGCAGUUAUAUAGCAUAUAGAACUUCAUUGUGGACACAAAUAUCACUUCCUGUUGUCUGUUGAUUACUGUAUCUAUAUGUUACACCUCUUGACUUUUUAUAUCAAAUUUAAGAGAAACAAUCAUUUGAAAGUUGUUAACACAAACACUGCUAACAACUCCAAAAUAGUCCUCACCAGUAUGACGCAUCCUUAACUUUUUUUUCUGGAAGAUUAUACCUGUGAUUUCUCUCUCCAGUUUAUAUUGAGUUAACUGGUUUCCACAACUGAGCUAAAAAUUCUAGAGACUCGGUUUUCAAUAUGGCAUCAACUGGAAAUAUGUUGUCUGCCAUUACAGUGUGUUAACUUUAAAUUGAUCUGUCAGCUUCCUAGUCCUGAACUGGUAGAAAUUGACAGAAGUUGGAAGUGUUUGGCUGGUAGUCAGCUAUUUUUGGUUGUAGCCUAUGUUAGGUAGCUGACAGUACUGGUUGAGAUAUCCAUUGUUGUCUGCUUGUUAAUUAGUUGUACCUCACACUGUUUCCUUCCCUUGUGAUAAGUGUACAUAACUGUUGAAGUUACGAUCUUAUUAAACAUGUUAAUAUGUAAGACAAUUUCACUUUCGAUUACAAAUAACAAUUAAGCAAUUUUUACCUCGUUCUCUGACUACUUCUUUCACGGAAGCAUAAAUGACAGGUAGGGAUACUAACAUCAACAGAGGCAGGCAUGGCUCGUUCUCCCCUCAUUGCAGUGUAUACAGGAGCAGGGCUUCUUUUCCUCCACUUUCCACUACCCCCUCAGGCAAUCAAUUACUUUAACAGUUAAUACCAUAUACUUUAUAGAAGUAAAGCUGCACUAAGGACUAAAUAGGAAGAAUAUAAAUAAAAAAUAUAGUGUUCAAAAAUGGAUGGCAUGCACAAACAACAUGUGAAUAUUAAACACUAUUAUCAACAAUGUUGUUAAUUAUUCUGUGCCAAAUAAGGAGCUACUGGUAUCAUGUUUUAUGCAAAUUUAUAAAUACAGUACUCCAUUCAUUAAUUUUGUCUUUAAGUACUGAAUAAUAAAUACAGAUGGUGUUUAGAUUUUCAUGUCUCAAUAAGAUGGUAAGUCCAAUCGAAAUUAUUGUGCACCUAGCCUACAGAAAGUUGUCUUCAUACUCCGUUUAUGGGCAGAUUGAAAUGCCAUUAUCAGAACUUAGAUAUUCUCCCAGUAGUGAACAACAUGGUCUCAGUCACUGUAGUUCUUUAAUUUUCUCCUCUUUUUUUUUUUAAAAAAAAGAGACUGGGAAACUACAAACAGUCUUUGUUAUAGGCCAGUGAAUUGUGCUUAUUUAACUGAAAUGUAAUUUAUAUAGGAGCAUGUCUUAUCCACAGGACAAUGCACAAUGAGCCCGUAAGAGGAAUGACAAGUCAGAAAGUUUAUAAAUAAAAGGUCAGAAGAGAAUAUCAUGUUUCUGUUACCACAACAUAAAGCCCAUCAUUUUGUUGUCAUGUUUACUAGAAUGUUUUUGUACAACAUAAAAUGUUUACAUUUCUAUGUACUGGUUGUGAAUGCAGCAAUAAUAAAUUAAAUCCAGAAUGAGAUUUUCACUCUGCAGCGGAGUGUGUGCUGAUAUGAAACUUCCUGGCAGAUUAAAACUGUAUGCCGGACCGAGAAGGUAGGAGACGAGGUACUGGCAGAAGUAAAGCUGUGAGGACAGGGCGUGAGUCGUGCUUGGGUAGCUCAGUUGGUAGAGCACUUGCCCGCGAAAGGCAAAGGUCCUGAGUUCGAGUCUCGGUCCGGCACACAGUUUUAAUCUGCCAGGAAGUUUCAAUAAAUUAAAUGUUUGUCCAACUUGUAGUGACUGGAAUUUUAUCACUCAGUCGUAAUGCAAUGUUACAGCGAUUGUGGCUGUCAUCAUGUCAGUCAUGCCUGAGAUAACAAGAAUGAAGUAUGCCAAGAGUGUCACUCAGCUGCUGUCCAAUGACAACAUAGACAUUCAUCUUCAUCACCUACUUGCAGUGGAUGGUGUCUAGCUGUUGAUGUAUUUCAUAACAGGGAUGGUUGGGGGUGGGGGGCAAGACUUGGGGGUAUGGAGUAUUUUUAAUAUCUUGGAAGACAAAUGGCAACUUGUAAGUAGCCACAAAAAAAGUUAAAAACUGUGUAAUAGCGACUUUUAAAUCAUUUUCUUGGAGAAAAAAAAACUGGCAAUACUAUUUUUUUUCCUUUUCCUGAGAAUUUGUUGGCAGGGGGAAGGGGAGGGGCAGGUGGAGGCGGAGGCGGAGUGGAGAGCACAGACGCCCCUCACCCUUGAUGCCUGAUAUGGCUCCUCAAUGUGAUUGAACAAGAGCAGCUACUGUAUGUGCUACAAACUAUCAGUCACCUGUCAUGUUACCUGAUUGCUAUUUGGUGCAUAAACAUUGUGUCUUCCGAGGUCAUGGAUAGACAACUGUGUUCUAAGGUGGCCGUAACUUUAAGCUGGCAGUUACUUCCAUGCUGCAGCAACUACUCAAAGAGACAUGUCCUACAUCUUUGUCUUCAAGGCACUGAGAUCUGGAGAUCAGAUCUGAGCUCCUGUUCCUUAGGCACCACCUCGCAGUGGUAGGCGGAGAAGUGCCUGAGGCCAACAUAAUUUAGAGAGAAGCGUUAACAGUUUUUACGGCCCCAUACCAGCAAUUCAGCUCGGCCUUUGAGGCUUAGGUUACCAAGCCUAUUUGGGUACCAAUUCCUUGAAUGACGUGGACAGUUGAUGUUCUUACAUACUGGCAUGCUUCAUGGACAGUUUGAAAAUAAUGGCUCCAACAUUAAGAAAAUUUGUUAUGAGCAAUUUUAAUAUUAAUUGAAUUGUGAAUGGGAAAAAUAUUUGGCCCCCUCCAGCCAAUUGUCCAUCAUGCAGUCAUGACAUCAGUGGUGUUUGUUGGCCAGGGAAAAUUAGUUUCUAUAAGUCAACUUUUAGUGGCACAGCCAAACGUGACGUCUCUCAAGUUACAACACCACAAUAUGGAUGAUUGCACAUACAGAUUUAGUGGUUUCACUCAAACAGUAUCACUUUAGUUACAUGUGCAAGCUCAGCUUUAUUGGGAACAUGCCAGUUUCAUACACUACUUCGACUGUGCACUAAUUACACAUGUGGAUCCAGGAUUAAGUUCGAGGGGGUAUAUUUGGUGGGUGGGGUCAUAGUUUGUUUCUGUCUUGCCGCCAACCCCCGACCUCUCUGUUCCCCACUGCCACUUUUAAUGUGCCACAGAUAUGUGCAAUUUUAGUAAUAGCAGCAAUAAAAUACAUAAAAUGUUUUAAUAUGACAAUAAAUUGUUCAGUUAGAAUAAGAUACAUUAAUGUACAGUAAUAAUAAUAAUAAUAAUAAUAAUAAUAAUUUGUUUACAUUAGUGAAUAAUAAAUUGCUUUAGCAUAAUGUCCAUGAAAUUAUAAUUCAGAAAAUUGCCAGUAAUAUCUACCCCAGUUCUUUAAAGAAUCAGACUCCCAUGUAUAUAACAGCUCCAUUUUAAGAAAAGCUAGUUUCUCAUGCAUCUCAAUGUUUAUGGAAUUGUAUAUCCUGAACUGUGUGUCACACAAUGAUGUAAUUUAGCAGGUACAUUCCGUGGUAUAUAUAAAUACUGUCUGCAAAAUGUGUUGUGAAUAGAGUUUGUAGUCAAGAAUUAAUAAAUGACAAUAU